Molecule: messenger RNA, 2750 nt
Organism: Procambarus clarkii (red swamp crayfish)
Lineage: Eukaryota; Metazoa; Arthropoda; Malacostraca; Decapoda; Cambaridae
Source: RefSeq, a predicted model, not a curated record
CAGAAAACGUUGGCGAGUGUGAGAGCAGUCCGGACCCCAGUGAGUGUACAGCCCUAGUGAGUGUUACAGUGUUCACAGCAGCCAGAGUUUAGUACUUGUCACACCCUCGUGGGCACGUGACGUGGUCUGUGUUUGAGUGUUGAGUGCAGUGUCCCAUGUGCUCCAUCUGAUCCUGGAUAGUAGUAUUAUUUAAAAGCGACAUUCAUACAAGAUAACAACACGCUUUUUUCAAAUAUGGUGGCACAGGCAUUAUACGUGUGUUGCUGCGCCAAUAUGAUAUGGUUUAUCGGUUUCCUAAUGUCUAGGACAGGAAGCCUAUUAGGGUUAUCGAGGUCCUCCAACGACUGACCUACUGGAUUCAUCCCACAACAGUUGCCUAAGGCUGUUAGGGUAACCCAGCUUCUCCUGUUGCUGCUGCAGCAACCGCCGCAGCGGAGCCUCUUGCUGACCAUCGGCAUUACAAGGGAAAGCUGGAAUGUUCAUUACUGGUCCAGCAGCUGCCUGAGGAAAGCUUUGGUGCUGCUGCUGAAACACCCACUGUACAAUUGAUUGGUAAAACCCAAAGGUACAUCCAGGGAGGGCUUGGAUGUUCAUUACAACUGCCAUCAACCCAUUUUAUGUCUGAGGAUAAAAAUGGAGAGCAAGAUCAAAAAGAUGGUCAAAGUUCAGAUGAUGUACUUAUCUCCAGAGGCAAUCAACAGCAACUUUUUGUCAAAGAAUCUUUCCAGGAUGAUUCUGAUGAUAGCAGUGAAGGAGAACUAAUCAUUGUUGAUGAAGAUGAUGAUAAAAGUCUAAAUGAAACAAGUGUGGAUUCUGUUUCUGACAUAGAAACAGCCAUUGACAUCCAAGAUUGUAAACAGAAAACAUUCUCGGGCAAUCGUCGUCGGAUUGGCACUCGUAAUGAAGCCCAACAGAAGAUGGAGGAUGGAAAACAAUGGCUCAUUAAUAAUGUUGUGUUUAUCAACACUGUUAUUAGUGUGAUCCCUCUGAGCUCAGUUGAGGAAGCCUACAAAGCAUACUGCAAUGAAACUGGGAAAGAACCCUUAGCGACGUCAGUACUUGCUCGUCUUAUAAAAAGUUUAUUCCCAAAGGCCAUAAAGUGCCGUCUUGGAUCGCGUGGAAAUCAGCGAAUUCAUUACCGUAAUUUAAAGAUGAAGAAAGGUACAGUGCUGCUUUCGCAGCCAUCUGAUUGGAUGUCAGAGACCAUUAGAAAACCCAGUAGCACUUAUGGAAUGACUGGUUCAACUAGCAAGUCCACAAAAAGAGACUGUGUGGACAUUAUAAAUGAGAAGAAUUUAAACAUAUCAGAGCAGCAGGAAGUUCAUUAUAACAAUUCCAUUGAAGAGGAAGGAGGUAAGGCUCUGGAAGAGCAAGAUAACUCUGUUGAAAGUGCUGACAAGCCACAGCUAAAAGUAAAUGAGUUUGUUAAACAAGAAGAGAAAGUUUCUACAUCUAAGAUGCCUAUUCAAAAGAAUCCAACAUCUCAGAUGUCAUCAGAUGAAGAGGAAGAUUGUGAAACUGCUGCCAAGAAUCCAACAUCUCAGAUGUCAUCGGAUGAAGAGGAAGGUUGUGAAACUGCUGCCAAAAGGCUCUCACAGGUGUUGAAAUGGAUUUCUAACCAAGGCCGAAAGGAUGUACUUCUGCGUGAAUUUGCACACAGUGCAUCAUGCCAAAAAGUAUCAUGCACCCCUAUGUGCCUGAUGUUCCGCCGUGUUCGUCGCCACGUAGUAGCUGCUAGGCAUUCAUGUUCUGUGUUAAUCUUAUACUCAUCCCUCUUGCGUAUGCAUGUGUCUUCAUGUGUUAAUGCUGAUUGUGGGUUGCCUGCUUGUCCUGCACUGAGAGCUACCAGAUCUGCUAAGCGUUCUCUUGGACAAAAAGAAAAUCCAUCAAAGAGAACAGCUGUAUACACUACAAAAUACAAAGUGGAGCCUUCAACAAUAUCAUUAGCUCCACAAUCUCCACCAACAUCAUUACCAGGAUCACCUGUAAACUCCCCUCCAGCAAGCCCAGACCCACUCUCAUAUGGGGGGGAAUCAUGUUGGUCAACACAACCGGGUCAAGUACAAUAUGUGAUUGUACCCGUUUUGCCAGUCAUGGUGCCGUUCUCAAACAACCGUGGAGCCUAAUCAUAUUUGCUGCAUUCAUAAAUGUACCAUGAUUCGAACGUAAUCAGUACUGUGAUUAAUCAGUUUACAAAAUUUUUAAAUCCAUAUCUAGUAUUGUAUUUUUUCUUAUAAAGUGAAAGUUAAAUUUAUUUAAACAUUAAUAAAUAAAUUUAUAUUACAGCAUCUUUUGCUUGAAUCUAAAUUUCAAGUCCUAUCUUUAAAUUUAUUAGUACAGUACUGUACUAAUAUAAUUUUUGCAGUGAAGAAUUAUUUCAGUUUAUGGUUAUUUUUGUUAAAUCAGAUUAUAUGCUCUUAUAAUACAGUAUAAUAAAAAUUAUUAUACAGUAUAUCAUUUUAUUAUUUCAGGAAGCUAAUUAUGUAUAUGAAGAGGAGAAAAGAGUAACAAAUAUUUAAGCAUACAUUUUAGAAUUUCUAAUACUGUAUGUUAACUAGUUCAAUCUUCCCUCUUCAGCAAUUCAGCUCAAAACUUAAACAAGGGUGACUUGAUUUGUUUUGCAUUAAAAUCUUCUUCAUACAUGAUUAUUCUUAUUAUAGAGGAGAAUAUGUUUCAGAUUUUCUGUGCAUAUUUGGUCAAUGUUUAAAAGUAUAAUGAGGAAUUAAAAGGCUAUUAGUAAUUUAAUUAAU